AUGCACCAGUUAGUUGAGCAGUUCUUGAAGUUGAAACCUCCGAAGUUCGAUGGUAAAGGCGAUCCCGAGAUUGCAUCGCUUUGGGUGGAAGAAUUAGAAAAGGCCUUUGAGGUACUAGAGUGCACCGAGGAGGAGAAUGUGACCCUAGCAGUAUACCAGAUACAAGGAAAUGCAAAUGAUUGGUGGAAAACCACAAGAGGAAGAGUGUUCCCUGCUGGUACCGCUCAGAUUUGGAUUGUGUUUGUUGAGGCCUUCAAAGGCAAGUACUUCCCCGAGAGUGCACGAGAACGAAAGUUGGCUGAAUUUAUGAGGUUCCAUCAAGGACAGAUGACAGUGGACCUGUAUGAAGCUGAGUUGGCUAGGUUAUCUAAGUUUGCCCCAAAAAUGGUGAAGGACCCAUUGUAUAGGGCUCGGAGGUUCCGAGAUAGAUUGAAGCCGGACGUCCAUAGUAAGAUGAUAUCGCUGAAUCUGAGGGACUAUAAUGAGAUUUAUGAACGGGCCUAA
Molecule: messenger RNA, 504 nt
Organism: Syzygium oleosum
Lineage: Eukaryota; Viridiplantae; Streptophyta; Magnoliopsida; Myrtales; Myrtaceae
Exons: 1
Coding region: 1-504 (167 amino acids)
Source: RefSeq, a predicted model, not a curated record